This is a messenger RNA of Thunnus maccoyii (southern bluefin tuna), 3201 nucleotides long. It is a transcript of the gene cap2, whose product is annotated as cyclase associated actin cytoskeleton regulatory protein 2. Gene Ontology annotation, cellular component: cytoplasm. The record is from RefSeq and is a predicted model, not a curated record. Bases 443 to 1867 code for a protein of 474 amino acids. Gene Ontology annotation, molecular function: adenylate cyclase binding; actin binding. Gene Ontology annotation, biological process: cytoskeleton organization; regulation of adenylate cyclase activity; cell morphogenesis. Lineage: Eukaryota; Metazoa; Chordata; Actinopteri; Scombriformes; Scombridae. The transcript is spliced from 13 exons.
AGACUCUUGAUGAUGGUGAAGAUGAUGGUGAUGACCCCCCACUGCAAGUGAAGUUCCUUCCCCCCCAGAGGGGACCCAUGCAGGACUUACAUUUCCACAGCCUCAAUCACUCAAGCUCUAUUUUUAGCAGACUGGUUCUCUGAGGCUGCCAUGUUGCCUGCGAGGUAAAUGUCCGUCGGCCCCCAGAGGAGAGAUACUGCAGCACUGAGUCAUGCUCCUGCUCCCUGCGCGCUGUGAGGCUCUCAGGUUCGUCGUGUUGCUUAAUUAGGACAUCCCGGAAGAGUCCCGGUGGUCCUGUGCGCAGCUGAGUGACGGGGCAGGGAGGCAGGGGGACUGCGCGGCAGCAGCACAAAGCCACGAACCCGUCCCGGGGAUAUUGACAGCAACAACAAAACAUCCCGACAGAAAUCCACUGCGGACCAGAGGAGGGAGGUUUGUUACCAUGGACGGUUUAAUGGAGCGGCUGGAGCGAGCUGUGACUCGCCUGGAGCAGAUGUCCGUCACGAUGCAGGCGUCCAGUGGCAUGGCUAAUGGGGACUGUGUCAACGGCAUCAAUGGAAAUCUGCCUCAGUGUGUGGAGGCGUUCGAUGUGCUGCUGAGAGGUCCAGUGUCAGAAUACCUCAGCAACAGCAGAGCCAUAGGAAGCGACGUGGAGAAACAUGCAGAGAUGGUGAACAAUGCCCUGCAGACUCAAAGAUCUUUCCUCAAAAUAGCGGCUACACACCAGGAACCUGCACAGACGGAGCUUCAUGACCUGCUGAAGCCGAUUUCAGAUCACAUCCAGGAGAUCCAGAGCUUCCGAGAACGAAACCGCGGCAGCAACCUCUUCAACCACCUCUCAGCUGUCAGCGAGAGUAUCCCAGCUCUAGGUUGGGUGGCUGUGGGUCAGAAGCCAGGUCCCUACGUGAAAGAGAUGAACGAUGCUGCCACCUUCUACACCAACAGAGUGCUCAAGGACUACAAGGAAAGCGACAGACGCCAUGUGGACUGGGUGCGCUCCUACCUGUCAAUCUGGACUGAGAUACAGUCGUUCAUCAAACAGCACCACACCACUGGACUGGUCUGGAGCAAGAUUGGCCCCAUUGCUCCUCCUUCUCUCUUUGACUCCCCCACUGCCCCCAGUGCUCCCUGUCCACCGCCUCCUCCUCCUCCUCCCGGCCCUCCUCCAGUCUUCACAGAUGAUGACUCCAAGCCCCAGGGCGGCAGUGCAGCGGCCCAGCACUCUGCGCUAUUCGCCCAGCUUAACCAGGGCAUGGACAUCACUAAAGGUCUGAAGCACGUCUCAGAUGACAAGAAGACCCAUAAGAACCCAAAUCUGCGCUCCCAAGAAACACCGACCAAAAGCAAGAAAGCCGCGCCUGUGAACUCACCCAGAGCGGCCGUUCAGAAAAAACCCCCUCUGCUGGAGCUGGAGGGGAAGAAAUGGAGGGUGGAGAACUUUGAGCAGAAACACGACCUUGUGAUUGAGGAGACAGAGCUAAAACAAGUGGUUUACGUCUUCGGUUGUAACAACUCCACCGUGCAGGUCAAGGGCAAAAUUAACUCAAUCAUCAUAGACAACUGUAAGAAGCUGGGUCUGGUUUUUGAGAAUGUGGUUGGGAUUGUGGAGAUCAUCAACUCAAAGUCUGUUCAAUUACAGGUGUUGGGUAGAGUUCCCACCAUUUCCAUCAACAAAACCGAGGGCUGCCAGGUCUAUCUGAGUAAGGACUCCCUCAACUGUGACAUCAUCAGCGCCACGAGCUCUGAGAUGAACAUCCUGGUACCAAAAGGAGACGACGACUAUAGAGAGUUCCCGGUCCCCGAGCAGUUCAAGACUGUUUGGGAUGGAUCCAAACUGGUGACAGAACCCAAUGAGAUCGCAGGCUGAUUGAUACUUCAUCAUCCCCACCAUCAUCAUCAUCAUUAUCACCUUUGAUUAAAAAAAAAAAUCUUCCUGUCCCUCUGAUUUCUUUGGAUCUUAGAGAUAUAAAAGGGAUUUUACACAUGAAUAAUCCGUUAGUCAAAACAUUGUUGCUGUAUUUGUUUCCUCAUGAGAUGUUUCUCUAGCACUUUUGAAACAGUUGAUUGCAAUGAACCAGUCAGUAAGUCAGUUAUCUAUACGUAUCUACAAAACAAAAUGCACAAUAGAAAUACAAUACACAAAAUACACAGGAAAAUUUACCCUUUCUUACAUUUCUGUAACCUGAUGCGUCAGAUGGUUUGUUACACAGAACCAUCUGAGAAGUCAUCCUUGGAAACUGUUUGGAAAAGGGCAGGUACUUGGCGGAUUGGAUGAACCAUCCGUCUAUCACCGUCUUACCUUGCAAGGCAGCUGGAUUCGUGACGCUGAUCGAACUGAACCACAGGUGGUUUGGACACAUGCGCAUAACUUGAAGCCUGACAAGAUGGAUUCUCACGUAAUCUUGUGAAUCCAGCUGCCUCACAAGGUAAACACUUCUGUGCCACAACAAUAAAGGCAUUUAUGUAAGAAUAUAUAACAUAUAGCAGUUUGCCCAUCUUCAGAAUCUCAUUAUCUUCAAAACAGUUUCUCUAAAUGCUAUUAGAUUACAGUUACGACCAUUAUUAAUCUACAUACUAAAGAUAAUGUAACAUGCAUAAACAACAUUCAGUGGCCAAGCACAAUGAUAUUGGAGUUACAUGUCAGAUUAUUGUCUUUGUGCUAUUUAAUGAAGUGUGUCUCGGUUACCUCUUUAUCAAUGUGUAUAGUGCAUGUUAGUCACAUGAUGCUAUUUCACUUAGUGAGUAAAGUUUAUGCUACACUGCUCAGUAUAUUUAGCAUUAACGGCAGAUGUCACUGUCUUACUAAUGCAUCAUGCUGAAUGUGAAGUAUAAUUAAUCAGCUCAGAUAAAUGUAAAUCAGACACACUGUAGGAGACAUAAAAUCAAAUGAUGAAAAUAAUAAACUCAGUACUCAGCUACUAAUAUCUUUGAAUAUUUAGAUAUCAAGUUACGAGCACUGCAUUAGUAUGCCUUAAAAUACUGAAAUGCUUAAUAACAGUAAGGGUAACUUUCACACUUGAUCACUGCCUAUUCUCUAUAUUACUUUGUACAUCACCCUGUUUUGUAUUAACAUAUAGCAUUUGGCACCAGCAUAAAGGAAAAGAUCCUGCACACCACUAAUACUUUUCAAAACUUUUAAUUUACAUGGAAACAAUUUGAUGUAAUUGUGUAUCAUUUUUCAAAUAAAAUCAAAACCCUCAA